AUCAAAGAUUUCGCCCUCCCAGUGUGGUGUCCUUCCCGUCGACCUUCCCCGCGCCGGGGACUAUGAUCUCUCGAGGAAACUCUCGAUUAGGGAUUGUGGUGGCAAUCAAGGGUUUAUUUAGUUAUUUAUGGUUUAGGGUUUUUGUAUGAAAUUUUGUUGCUUUCGAUUUGCAAUUACUUUUGGGUUACCGAAAUUUUCAUCCAUGGGAAGGCAUGUUAGUUCAUCAGAAGAAGACGAGAGAGUGAGAGCCCAGAUGAUGAAUAUGGUGAUAGGCGGUCUGAAAUGGAUAGAGACGAGAAGCGUCGGGCCGGGAUUUCGGACGAAGAAGGUGAUAAGAGUUCACGUAGAGACAAGCGAGGGAGGGAGCGUGAGGUUAAUGGUGAAGAUGAUGGAAGCAGAAUUUUGAAGAGAGAUGGGAGAGAAAGAGAUGAUGGCGAGGGAAGGGACAGGGAGAGAAGCCCCAGAAAUGUGAGGGAUAGACAGGACAUAGAAAGAAGCCGCAGGGGCAGUAAUGUUAGAGCGGAUUCGUCUUCUGAUGAUGAGGAAGAGAGACGGCCGAGAAGGGGUCGAAGAGAACGUCCUCCAAGUUCAGAUGAAGAUGAAGACAGAGAGAGAAGAAGAAGAGUGAGGGUGGAUAAAGAUGGUGAUAACGAGGGGAUGGAAAGGGAGAGAAGGCGUAAGGAUGAGGAAGGAGAGGGGCAAGUGUCUAAGAAUGUAGAAGACAGGAAAAUGAUUCAUAGAGUUCGUCGAGGUUCAGAUGAUGAAGAAGGUGAGCUGAAGGGAGAUAGGAUGGAAACAGAAGAGGUUGAAGAUGGUGAUGAGAGGAGAGGAAGGAAGAGAAGCUUCCGAGAUAGGGAGAAACAGGAUAGAGAGGGGAUUCAUAGAGAUGGGGUCAGAACAGAUACAUCAUCUGACGAAGAAGAUGAUAGGGAGAGACGCAGAAGAGAUAUACGAGGACGAGAGAGGAGACAUAGAGAUGACCGAGUAUCUGAUGAAGAUGAGGAAGGUGAGAUUAAGAGAGACAGAAGAGGAAAAGAGAGGGCAGGUAGGAGACAGGUUGCUGGUGGAAUUAAGAGAGAUAGAAGGGAGAAAGAUGUGGCUGAUGGCAACAGGCAUCCUGGUUCACGACGAGAUUCAGAGCGACACAAUGAUAAGGGACUUAGAGAUGAAAAGGAGAGGAGACACAGAGAUGGGUGUGAUGAUGAAAGAGAAAAGGAAAGAACGGAGAGAAAGGAAGACAGCAGAAGUUCUAGGAAAAGAGAAGAGAGAAGAGAUGAUAUGCAUAAGGAGGAUUCAAAGCCCAAGGGGCAGGGGCAAGGGCAAGAAGCCAAUGCAUCUGAUGAUCCCUUGGCUUUGGGAAGGAGCGGCGGCGUUUACAUUCCUCCAUUCAAACUCGCACGGAUGAUGAAGGAGGUGCAAGAUAAGAGCAGUGUUGAAUAUCAGCGUCUGACAUGGGAUGCUCUUCGUAAAAGUAUUAACGGGCUCGUGAAUAAGGUGAAUGCCAGCAACAUCAAGAAUAUAAUCCCGGAGCUGUUUGCUGAAAAUCUCAUCAGGGGGAGGGGUCUUUUCUGCCGUUCAUGCAUGAAGUCUCAAAUGGCAUCGCCUGGUUUCACGGACAUUUUCGCAGCACUAGUUGCUGUUGUCAACGCCAAAUUUCCCGAAGGAAAGAUUGUCUUGCAGCUUAAGAGGGCCUAUAAGCGUAAUGACAAGCCUCAAUUACUUGCUGCUGUUAAAUUCAUAGCACAUUUAGUAAACCAGCAAGUAGCUCACGAGAUCAUUUCUUUGGAGUUGCUUACGGUGCUACUAGAGAACCCGAGUGAUGACAGUGUUGAGGUAGCUGUUGGGUUUGUGACAGAGUGUGGUGCUAUGCUUCAAGACCUUUCACCAAAAGGAUUGCACGGGAUUUUUGAGCGGUUUCAUGGUAUUCUUCAUGAGGGAGAGAUAGAUAAGAGAGUUCAGUUCCUCAUCGAAGGAUUAUUUGCCAUUAGGAAAGCUAAAUUCCAGGGUCACCCGGCUGUUCGUCCUGAAUUGGAUCUUGUGGAGCCUGAAGAUCAAUUGACGCACGAGAUCUCUCUCCAAGACGAGAUAAAUCCAGAAAUUGCUCUCGAUAUUUUCAAACCUGAUCCUGACUUCCUCGAGAAUGAAAAGAAGUAUGAGGAACUGAAGAAUAGUAUUCUUGGUGAUGAAUCUGAGGAUGAAGAUGGCUCGGAUGCUGGUUCUGGGGAUGAAGACGACAAUGAAGAAGAGGAAUCUGACGAAGAAGACGAAGAAAGGACGAAAAUAAACGAUGAGACAGAGACUAACCUUGUGAAUUUGAGGAGGACAAUAUAUCUGACGAUAAUGUCCAGCGUUGACUUUGAGGAAGCUGGUCACAAGUUGCUCAAGAUAAAACUUGAACCAGGACAAGAGAUGGAGCUAUGCAUUAUGCUUCUGGAAUGCUGCAGCCAGGAGAGAACUUAUCUACGGUACUAAGGUUUGUUAGGACAAUGCUUCUGCAUGAUCAACAAAGUUCACCAAGAGAAUUCCGAGAAAUGUUUUGUUCAACAGUACUCCAUGAUCCAUCGGCUCGAGACAAAUAAGCUGCGUAAUGUGGCAAAGUUUUUCGCUCAUCUGCUAGGCACAGAUGCUCUUCCUUGGCAUGUUCUUGCCUACAAUCGUUUAACUGAGGAGGACACCACUUCAUCAUCCCGUAUCUUCAUCAAAAAACUUUUCCAGGAACUGUCAGAGCAUCUGGGUAUACGGCUGCUGAACGAGAGACUUCAAGAUCCAACAAUGCAGGACUCUUUUGAAGCUAUCUUCCCCAAGGACAACCUCAAGAACACAAGAUUCUCAAUCAACUUCUUUACAUCUAUUGGUCUUGGAGGCAUUACAGAGAAUCUUAGAGAAUACCUCAAGAAUAUGCCUCAGCUUAUCAUGCAACAGCAGAAACAAGCUUCGGAAUCUGAAUCAGAUUCAGAAUCAGGAUCUUCAUCUGCCAGCUCUAGUUCUUCAGAUUCUGCCAGCGAUACAUUAUCUUCCGGUUCUGCUAGCAAGAGAGUCGACAGGAAGAGGAAACGAGGAAGAAGAGGUUGACAUUUCCUUUUUUUUCUCUCAAUUUUGGCCGAUCUCUUGAAUCAAAAGCCAGUUUCUGUCAUCUCAAAUCACACAAGUUUGUAGAAUCAUUGAUGGUGAAUUUUGACUUGUGCUUCAAGAAAUGUGAGUUCCAAUU
Messenger RNA from Tarenaya hassleriana, 3208 nucleotides. Its product is annotated as pre-mRNA-splicing factor CWC22 homolog. Gene Ontology annotation, cellular component: catalytic step 2 spliceosome. Gene Ontology annotation, molecular function: RNA binding; protein binding. Gene Ontology annotation, biological process: mRNA splicing, via spliceosome. Lineage: Eukaryota; Viridiplantae; Streptophyta; Magnoliopsida; Brassicales; Cleomaceae. The record is from RefSeq and is a predicted model, not a curated record.